Molecule: messenger RNA, 4041 nt
Organism: Aspergillus mulundensis
Lineage: Eukaryota; Fungi; Ascomycota; Eurotiomycetes; Eurotiales; Aspergillaceae
Exons: 5
Coding region: 1-4041 (1346 amino acids)
Molecular function (GO): ATP-dependent chromatin remodeler activity; ATP binding
Source: RefSeq, a predicted model, not a curated record
AUGGCGAAGAGAGCUCUACCUCAGAGCAAGGCUAAAGCCAACCCAAAAAAGCGGAAACUUCCUAACAGCGAGUCAAGCCGCAAGCCCAGUGCCAAUGUAACCCCAAGAAUGCAAACCCCUUCAGGAGAAAUGGCGGGGACCUCCGAAGAUAUCGGUCCCCCAGCUGAAGUGGGUGCAGCGGAUAGACUCGAGCCGAUUGAUGUGAGCAUUCUCUGGAAUAAAGGUCGAGGAGAGAUGCAGGAGACACUCGACAACGCUCGCGAAAACAACAUCACUCUUCCGGACUUGAAGAUGCGCUUCAAACAGGACCCAAGACUUUUCAAGUCUACCUUUGCGUUCAAAGACUCCAUUAGGCGCAUGUACAACUGCCAAGAAAUCGGUAUGAACAUCAAGACACUUGAACUUUCUUACAGAUUUAUUGAACACGAAGUGGACGUUGAUCUCAUGCGUGCCGAAUGGAGAAAGGUAUUGGAGAUCUUCAAUGGAGAGCAGAAUUCGAAUUUUAUCGUGCAUGUUGUAUUCCAACCAACUGCUGGCCCAGGCGCAAAUAUCUUUGAAAGCUUUGAAGUGCCUCCGCCACUCAGAUCCUGGUUUGAUACUCAAAAGCUGGACGUACGUUUGAACAAGCGGCCAAUUGCGGAACGCAAACGAAGACUCAAAAGAUUCUUGAAGAACUCAAGGAGAAAUUUGGAAAGCGAAAUCGGGAAUGCCCCUGAGCCAAAGCGUUUUAGUUCGAAAAAAUAUCUACUUCGGUACUACUCAAACUUCGACGUCCGAAAGGAAGAAGAACGGCGAGACUGGCAGAAAGAUCUGUUGGCCAACCUCAGCUGCAACGCUCAAGCAGCUCAAGUAACCCUUGAUAAGCUUCCCGUUGAUUUGAACAAUGCAGAGAAGAUCUCGGUUUCGACCACCCAGGGCGAAUUUCACAGAAGGGCCGUCGAAGAAGAACCAUCCAACAUGAAGGUAGACUCUCCCUGCAACAACGAGAGAUCUAUGCUGAUUAGUUUCGUUAAGGACACGUCCCUGACUGAGGCCGAAUAUAUUGUUCUUCAGAAAGCCUUCUCAGGCACUGACAACCGCUCAGGGCCACCAGUCGAUAUAUGCCUGCAGCUUCUGAUGGCCACGGAGCAGGAUCAUGGUCUGUACAAGUCCGAGAUGCUCGCGAAGUUCACCAACUCUCAAUUCUACCAUUACCAGAUAUCCGGUGCGGUCGGUAUCAUUUUGAAGCUAUACGGCCACAUUGACCCUCAGGUUCUGCUUGAGAGCACCAACUGUUUAGAUCAUCCUCGGGCGGAAGAGGUUCGUGAGGCAGCCGCAGUCCUAAACUCCGUUUGCCUCCAUGGGGCUAUACUUGCGGACGAGACUGGCUUUGGCAAAACCAAGCAAUCAUUGCUAGCUGCCGUCCUCCAUACCUUCUUGUACAACGAAAGGGACAGGCGCGGGAACAAGUGUCAUAGGCCUAUUCUCCUUACUGUUCCACCUACACUCAUCUCGCAAUGGUUAGCCGAGAUUCGUACUCACUGGCCAUGGUUCUUUCCUAUCUUAUCCUACGAGGAUCCGAUAUUCCAGAAGGACACCAAAUUGACAAUUAUUCCUGCUGCUGCUAUGAGAAACAUAUCGCAUCCUACGACGAUGCCCUCCAACUUGAAAUACGUCUUCGACAUCCACGAAGUGAAUGCAGGUAGGUCAAUUAUCAUCACAUCAUACACUACUCAUAGGCUGCGAGCCGGCCAUGUGGAAGAAAAACGCAUAUCAGACCUUAGUGAUCAGGAGUAUUUCCCAUGUCGGUUCCAACCGCAGAGGAAAGCCAAGGAUAAAGUGGUCAACGUUUGGGAGACGCACCAUGGAGGCAGGUAUUCUCUCUGGAUAGCGGACGAGGCUCAAAAGGUGAAGAAUAAAACAACAGAUACCUGGGCCGUCAUGCGCAUUCACAACUUCCCGAAAACGAUUUUAGCCACAGCCACACCUAUGUUUAAUGCUGCCUCGGAUUUGGUCGGCUUAGUUAGUCUGUUAUGGCCAGCGGCUAGGGAGACGCUAAGCACAUACCUUGAAAUGCAUCCUGACGACGUUGAGGCGGUCGAUAUGAUCAAGCAAGUCUGCGCCGGGGCCGCUGAGAUCGACCUUCCUGGCAUUGAUCUUCUGAAUCCAAUUCGCAUUGAAUUCAUGAACCCGGCAUCCCUUACUAGAAUAUUCAACAGCAGGCGUCUAGACGACAAGCAUCUGAGGGUAGCAACACAGUAUUGCGAGCUGCUAGAUAUGAUUAGCAUUCAACGCUCGCAGGGUUCGGCCUUGAUGAGCUCUUUGGGGGAGCGAAUUCCGCUAAAAUCGCUCUUCAAGACAAUAACGUACAAGACUGCAGCGACCAAGCUCUUUUGCACGGAAGAAUUAGAAUAUCAACUGUGGCAUAGAGAGGCUGCGAAGGAUUACUCAAGCGAGCUCAUGCUCAUGCCACCCCAAGAGGUAGUCGCACCACGAGGGAUUGUUCUGAAGCAAGAGCGGCCUAGAUUUUUUGGACAAACAACCCCGUUACGCAGGUUAGGAAUGGCUGCGUUCUCUACAAAAAUGGCUCGCCUGAACGCUGUCAUGGAAAGCAGCAAAGGAAACACUUUUGUCGAAACUUUGAGGCUAUGGAGAGCGAAACAGCUCAAUGCCAGUUUUAUCCACGAUCUUACCCGCGGAGAAGGAGAGCAGCGUGCAAAUACAGCAAAUGACCUCAUUUCCUACCUUGUCGAGGGCUGCCCAGUGGCACGGCUAGUUUGUCAGGAAAUUCUUGCCAUUAAGGCCCUUGAACCGGUGAACAAGGAAUUCUUUGGUCACCACCAAAAACUUAUAGUUGGGGAGGUGCUGCCUGCAAAUGCCUUUUACCUUCAAGAGAUUCUUAGGGCAUGCUUGAUUGAUGCUAGAGUGUUUCAUGCCGAUCUAUCACACCAAGCCAGGAGUCAGAUGGUAGAUCUUUUCAACAAUCCCCAGAGUACGCUCAAGGUUCUCAUCAUGCUUUAUGAUGUUGGCUCCAUAGGCCUGAAUCUACACAAAGCAUGCAAUCAUGUUGUUAUUGCUAGUCUGCCUCGAAGCCGAGGACAAGAGAGUCAAUUGGCGGGUCGUGCCUCGAGGAUCACAUCCGAGUUCCCUCUGACCGUAGUCAGAAGAGUGACACCCAAUUCGCAUGAUCAGUUCCGCAGCGUAAGGCAGGCUGAAAAAGCGGCGCUACAGCUUGCUGCUAAUGCCAGAGAUCCCUGUAUCACAGAACUAGUCCUGAAGCUUUUGAAUGAGUUUCAACAGGAGGUUGAUAAAUGCUAUGAAGAUCCUGCACUUUCUGGCCUUCGAGAUGCUAUCCACCGCGGUGAAGCAAUCAAAUACUUCCAGCGUCAAUCGGGGAUCAUUCCAGAUACCAAGGCAGUUAAUCCUUUCAAAAACCAGGCGUCUGCUUCCACCGACACACCAGAGACUGCCCACUCCCUCGACGAUCAAACCCCAAAUCCAACCGACGGUCGUCAGCUCAGAGCACGGACCGGAACUGAUGAUAAUGUUGGUCUUUUUGUCAGCGGCAGUGAAUUCAGCGAUUCCGACAGCGACGACGGUCGGUCUCUCAAUGAGGAUGAUCCCGAGUACUACAAUAAUUAUACCGAUUCAGAGGACGAGGAACUCGACGGGACAGGUGCUAUCGACUCCGACGAUGAUCUUUGCUCAGCUGAUGCGGAUUACGAAGACGAGGAGGAUAUUUCCGAACUUGAAAUGUUCCUGUCCGAGUGUCAACCGGACGAUUUAACCCGCCAUCAUUACGCCUUACUGCAAUAUGGCCCUGGCAGAGAGUGGGAAGAGGAUGAUCUUUUGGAUAACGAGCACUUGAAGCUAGGGCUAAGAUUGCUAUACAACAAGAUCAGUGGCUUGGACAUGCUGCAUCUAACCAAAUCCAUUCAUAUCUUGUACAAGCAGUUUCCUAAGGCGAUGAUUGACCAGAUGGGUAAAGUCAAGAAUCCGGAUACAAGGAGGCGGAGAAGAGCAAGGAAGACGGCGAUGUACAAAGAUGAUAAUAAAGACUGA